UCACGUGAGCAUGUAGGUGGUUGUUAAAAAAUUGGGCAGAGAAUUUUUCCCCUUAAAAUCCCAAUAGGAGCGUAGAUCAAGCGUAUUUCUAAGUACAAAUGCUUGCAGUAACAAUUCUGUUCUGAAGGAUUACAAAAGUGACCAAAAAAGUGACCAAAAAAAUGGCGCAAAACGGACCUUUGAAGAAUUCUCUUAAAAGACACAGUGCCGGUGUUACGUCAAAUACCGUUAAUUCUACACCCGGACUCAGUGGAGAGGUGAGUAGCGCUCUUCAGUCGCUGCCAAUAAUUCAACAAAGCCUCCAAGACAUACAGCACAGACUUAACGGUCUUGAAGAACUCCGCUCAGAAUUACAAAGCGUGAAAGAAAGUCUGAGAGAGGAUUUGUGGGGAACAGACGGCCUUGAACAAAAGAUUGAAUAUGUUGCUCAACAAGCAGAGGACACAGUGCAAAAUGUUGAAACUAUUCAUAAAGAAAACAAAAAUCUCCGUCGUGAGGUUGAUUUAUUAAAGGCAAUAGUCAUUAAGCUUGAUAGAAAAGUUAGCGAACAAGAUAGAGAAAUUAUUGACCUUAAAAGCCGCUCCAUGCGAGAUAAUAUACUAAUCCAUAGAUUCAAGGAAAGUUCCAAUGAGAACCUUAUGCUAGAUAUCCCAAGUGCCAUUAAGAAGGUUUAUGGUGUAGAUCUAAAGUUUGUCCGCAUACAUCGUAUUGGCCCACCCAGGCGCGGAUCGGUACCACGCACAAUAGUGGGGAAGUUAGAGCAUUAUGACAAAAAGGAGGAAAUUCUACAAAUUCAGAGGGAUUUCAGGCGUUCAUCAAAAGAAACUCCUUUCCAUAUAUCCGAACAAUUCCCGGCAGCCCUAGUGGAGGAGAGGAAACAUCUGUUUGAGCUCCAACGUAAAUACACGUCUCAAAACGUAGAAACGCGUGUAAGAGGAAACAAACUUGUUUUCAAAAACAACGGAAAUGUAUUCAGAGAAAAAGUACUCGUCCCCCGGGCUGAAGAUGUUCUACAGUGCGACGAUGAUGAAUUAGACAAGCUACAGGAAAUACCAGUAGUAACUUCAGAGGAAAAACGUGAGCGGGGGAGUAAAUUCGUGGCAAGCGGGACCCCCGUCAAAACCUAUGGUGAAGUACGCAAUUUUUACAAAAUGCUGUGCUCUCUGCCGAGGCAUGCACAAGCAUACCAUCGCAUUCUAGUGUACCGCUUCCGGGACAAGGAUGGUAAGGUGAUCGAUGGAUCGAUGGAUGAUGGGGAGUUUGGUGCGGGAAGGAAUCUACUAAAGCACUUUGAGGAACGCGGCCAUGAAAAUAUUGCGUGUGUCAUUACAAGAUGGUAUGGCGGUGAGCACCUUGGUGUUGCACGGUUUGGUCUAAUGAGGGAACUUGUAGAUCAAGUCGUAAAUGACAUCGAAAAAUAAUG
Magallana angulata is the source of this 1423-nucleotide messenger RNA. RefSeq lists its product as uncharacterized. The coding region runs from base 162 to 1421 and encodes 419 amino acids. The transcript has a single exon. Gene Ontology annotation, biological process: regulation of translational initiation. The record is from RefSeq and is a predicted model, not a curated record. Gene Ontology annotation, cellular component: cytoplasm. NCBI's taxonomy places the organism in Eukaryota, Metazoa, Mollusca, Bivalvia, Ostreida, Ostreidae.